UUAAAGCUGCGUGUUUAUUUCUUCUACAAUUGUUUGUCGAUUUACCUUCUUAUUCUUAUAGUUUCAAUCCUAAUACGAUAGAUCUAUGAAAGGAAACCAAUCAAAUCAUAGUUAGAUAUUCAAAAGUUCUCAAUUUUUUUUUUUCAUAAUCCGAUUUAUUGGCCGCCGAUGGUGAAAUUGCGGCGGUGAGGAGCCGCCAUGCGUAUAAACGGCGAUUAUACGGCCGCCUAGGCCGAUUUUUAAAACAGGGAACGAAAGACAUCAGUGAACGCUGCAAGUGUCACAGAAAGAACACCGCCUCCCAACCUUCCACCUCCACCCCACCGCGCAGCCGGCCACCGUCGCCUCCGAUGAGUGUUCCUCCACCUCCGGCGGCCUCUUCUUCAGCUGCUACAGGAAGGAGUUUGAAAAGGAGGAAUGCAUCAAUCGGCCUGCCUUAGAUGAUUGGGAUGAGUAUGAUACUUUGUUCUAUAUGCUUGGCUAGGGGUAGAGCUUAAGCCUACUAGGGUUCUUGAUCGGGUUGUGACGAGACAAAUGGGAAUUGAGACUGCGGUUUUAGCUUUGUUGGAUAAGAUUGGUUUAGGGACCAUUGCAUAUAAGCAGUAUGAGAUGUAUCCAGAUCUUGUUUGUCAAUUUAUGGCUACAGUGGGUGUUUACUAUCAGAAUGAGCGAUUGAAGAAUGUGCAGGAAGGGAUUUUGUCUUUCUUUAUUAGAGGUAUUCGUUACAGGCUACCACUCAGGGAUCUCUGCGGGAUUUAUGGUUUUGAGAGAGACUUUACAGAAGUUGUACUUCCUGCUCAUUUUCCUACGGUGCAGGAUUUCUGGAGCCUGUUCAGAAACGGGCAGUGUGAUUCCAAGGCGUCUACACAGACAGAUGUUAGACAUCCGGUCCUAAGGUAUGUCACUCGUCUCAUUGGGCACACAUUUUUGUGCAAGAUGGAGCCUGGGAAGAUGAGGGUCACGGAGAUGGUCUUAUUGUACUUUGGAUUGAGAGACUUGAUUGCUGGAGUUUUUCCUAAGUCUAAGUUGGAUAGGCCUGUUAACAUGGGUGCAGUUUUCGCGCAUCAUUUGGUUUCCUUGAAGACCAAGCCUUUCACUGGAAAGGGGAAGAAGAUAGAGAGCGUUGGAAGUCUUUUGACUCCGAUCUUCAGGCACUUUAGGAUCGACCUAGAGAGUUGCAGGAUUGUUACUGACUGCCCUGUUAUGGAUGCUGAGUACAUGAUGCAUGCUCAGUGGAUGAAGAAGACUUUGUUGUGGUGUUUCAGUGACAGCAGAGGGGCACAUUUGGUUCAGUUGCCACAGGCUGAUCUUACUGACAUUGGAGAGGAUUAUCAUCAGCUUCAAUUUGAGCCUGACCCGUGUGACCUUGUCACUCAGCCGACCACUCGACGUCGCACUCCUCGUGCUGCUCCUACACCUUCUGAGGAGUUUACGACUACUAACUCUGUUGGGGGUAAACACAGAGCCUCUUUGUCUUCUGCCCUCCGUUUGAGUUUCUAGAACUUCCUGCAGCACCCAUGGAUCAAGACCCAUUCCAGCAGUAUGUUGUUGAGUGUCUCUGGAGUGUCUGGAAUUCUAUUGAUGGUUUAUCUUGUUGUGGGUGUGUUCGUCCAGUACGUCGUCGUUCACCUUCUCUAGAGGUACCACAUGAGCGCGGAUCCGAAGAUGAUGCGGCCUAGUUCUCCAUUUUAUCAUUGGUUCACAAUUUUCCUUUUUUUUCCUUUGAAUCAAUUUUUUAUUGCAGUGAGUCAGUUUGUUUUUUACAUUUUUUGCUUUGAAAUUUCUAUGAAUUAUGAACUAUUUGAAAUUUGUAUAGAAUUAUGAACUAUUAUCUAUAGUGUUGUGUUUAGCA
This is a messenger RNA of Camelina sativa (false flax), 1852 nucleotides long. The record is from RefSeq and is a predicted model, not a curated record. Lineage: Eukaryota; Viridiplantae; Streptophyta; Magnoliopsida; Brassicales; Brassicaceae.